Setaria italica (foxtail millet) is the source of this 1756-nucleotide messenger RNA. RefSeq names its product protein DETOXIFICATION 16. The record is from RefSeq and is a predicted model, not a curated record. The transcript is spliced from 8 exons. Gene Ontology annotation, biological process: xenobiotic detoxification by transmembrane export across the plasma membrane. Gene Ontology annotation, cellular component: membrane. Lineage: Eukaryota; Viridiplantae; Streptophyta; Magnoliopsida; Poales; Poaceae. Gene Ontology annotation, molecular function: antiporter activity; xenobiotic transmembrane transporter activity. Bases 117 to 1553 code for a protein of 478 amino acids.
UCAGUCUUAAUAGUCGCUCCCUAGACUGUCAAGUCUACAACAACCCAGGGACAGGCAGAGGCAGAGGCCGCGAGACAAGAACUAGAAGCAGCUAGCAGCCGUGCGCUAAUUUAGCCAUGGCGAGGGGGAGCGUGGAGGAAUCGCUCCUCGCCGCGGGCCGACCCGGGGAGGAGUGCCUGAGCGUGCGGGAGGAGGUGAAGAAGCAGCUAUGGCUGGCGGGGCCCAUGAUCGCCGGCGCGCUGCUGCAGAACGUGAUCCAGAUGAUCUCCGUAAUGUACGUCGGCCACCUCGGCGAGCUCCCCCUCGCCGGCGCCUCCAUGGCCAACUCCUUCGCCACCGUCACCGGCCUCAGCCUGCUGCUUGGAAUGGCCAGCGCCCUGGACACUCUGUGCGGCCAAGCGUUCGGAGCCAGGCAAUACUACCUCCUCGGCAUCUACAUGCAACGCGCCAUGUUCCUGCUCACCCUCGUGAGCGUCCCUGUCGCCGUCAUCUGGUUCCACACCGGCGAGAUCCUGCUCCUGUUCGGCCAGGACCCCGACAUCGCCGCGGAGGCCGGCAACUACGCCCGGUGGAUGAUCCCGGCGAUCUUCGGUUACGGCCUGAUGCAGUGCCAAGUCCGGUUCCUGCAGACGCAGAACAUCGUGAUGCCCGUGAUGGCGAGCGCCGGCGCGGCCGCAGCGUGCCACCUGGUCGUGUGCUGGGUGCUCGUGUACGGGCUCGGUUUGGGUAGCAAGGGCGCCGCGCUGAGCAACGCCAUCGCCUUCUGGGUGAACGUGGUCUUGUUGGCUGUGUACAUCAGGGUCUCCAGCGCGUGCAAGGAGACGUGGACCGGGUUCUCCAUGGAGGCGUUCCAUGACGCGCUCAGCUUCUUCAGGCUCGGGAUCCCAUCAGCUCUGAUGGUCUGCUUGGAGAUGUGGUCGUUUGAGCUCAUUGUGCUCCUUUCAGGCCUUCUCCCAAACCCCAAAUUGGAGACGUCUGUGCUAUCUAUCAGCCUCAACACGGCUGCCUUCGUGUGGAUGAUCCCCUUUGGGCUUGGCUCGGCCGUUAGCACUCGCGUCUCCAAUGAGCUCGGCGCUGGGCGGCCCCAAGCUGCACGCCUUGCGGUGCGCGUGGUUGUGUUCUUGGCCGUCUCGGAAGGACUGGUCAUAGGGCUGAUCUUGGUCUGCAUACGCUACAUUUGGGGCCACGCGUACAGCAACGUCGAGGAGGUAGUGAGAUAUGUGGCCAAGAUGAUGCUGGUCAUCACGGUGUCCAACUUCUUUGAUGGAAUCCAGUGUGUCCUUUCAGGUGUUGCAAGAGGCUGCGGAUGGCAGAAGAUUGGUGCUUGCAUUAACCUUGGUGCCUACUAUAUCGCCGGCAUUCCUUCAGCUUACCUCAUAGCUUUCGUCUUGCAUGUUGGCGGGAUGGGCCUGUGGUUGGGCAUCAUAUGUGGGCUCCUCGUACAAGUCCUGCUGCUAAUGAUCGUCACGCUAUGUACCAACUGGGACGAUGAGGCAACGAAGGCGAAGAACAGAGUAUACAAUUCUUCUUCUCCCGCAGAUUUUGAAACAUGAAAAUUGAAUGGAAGCCCAGCAAACACAUUUGAAAAGUGUACCACUUUCAUGUAUUCAAUAAAUUUGGAGAUUACACAGAGUAUGCUUUUGUUCUCAUUCAGUUAAAACUAUUGUUGGGGAAUUAUAAAUGGUUCCCACCAGAUGGGCCUAAACAACCUCCUAUAUGGCCCAUGGAAGGAUUCAGCCCAAGGACCUAGAUGCAA